CAAUAGCUGCGAUGGCGGACAUAUAAAAGGGCCUCCAGCCAGUAUGGAGAAGUCCUCCAAUUUCAAUUUCAACCCCAGUCACCCACCAAGAACCAGAAUGACGCCUAAGAAGGACAGGGAGAAGGGAGCCUUGGUGCCUCCCAGAAGCCAUCGACAAAGGCCACCGAAGGCAAGCCGGGUCCCUGAGGCAUCAUCACUGAGGAAAGAGAGGCUACAAAAGGAGAAGCCAGAUACAAAUGAGGUGACGGUGGAGCAGGAGCCAGAAGUGAAGGCGAAAUCCACUGUGGUGGACAUAGACAGCGUGAGAGAGGAUGAGGUCAAAGAGGAGAACCUCGGGCUCCUGGAAGCAGCAGAGCAGGAGGAUGGUCUGAAGCGCAAGAACCUGGGAGUGUUUGAGUGGCUGCUGAUGGUCUUCGUCUUGGCUCUGGUUCUCCUCUUCCUCCCUCUUUCCAUCUGGUUUUGUGUCAAAGUAGUGAGGGAGCAUGAGAGAGCUGUGAUCUUCAGACUGGGUCACCUACUACGUGGAAGACCCAGAGGACCAGGCCUUCUUUUCUACCUCCCACUACUUGAUGUGUGUCACAAGGUUGACAUCCGACUGAAAAUGCUGAAGGUUCCUCCUCACACGGUAGUGACAAAGGACUUGGUGAGGCCAGAGCUGAGUGCAGUUUGUUAUUACCAGAUAGAGAACGUGGCUUUGUGCAGCGCAGCUCUGUCUAGUCUCACCACAGUGCUGCAGACUCUGGUCCAGGCAGUGGUCAGAGACAUUCUUGCCCAUCACACAUUCAGCCACAUCCUGCUGCACAGGAGGAGGAUCGGACAGAAAAUACAAGCAGCUGUUGACGCUGUUGCUUGCCGCUGGGGCAUCAGGGUGGAGAGAGCAGACAUAGACGAGCUCAGUUGUCCUGUGGAGUUACAGCAGAGUCUAGCUGGUGAGGUUGAGGCCAAGAGACAACACCAAGUCAGAGUAAAAGCAGCAGAAGGGGAAAGAGAUGCCUGGGAGGGGUUCAGGGCUUCCCUCCGUCUCCUCCAUCCUGCCCUGGUCCUUCCACUACCCCCAGAUCUCCUCAGCGUGACCCCUGAUCUCUCAUCCCUACCACCCCCUCCUCCCCAUUCUGUGGAUGGAGAAGGAGAGGGGGAUACAGAGACAGACUCGCCAAUGAUGUGACAUGUGACUGUUAUAAGAUGAAAUGUUAUUAUUUGUGAAAUGUUAUAAUUAAUUAUUGAACACCUAAUUGAAGUGAGGGUGUUAUGGUAAAGUUUCAGGAGAUUUUGAUCAUGUUACAGAAAGUAACCUUCUAGCCAAAUGAUUUUGUUUAUUUAAGUAUAACUUAAAAUAUGAGCUAAUGUUAAAUGUUUUCCAAAGUGCCUGGGGGGAAAGACUUAACCUUUUGAAAUAUCUGCAGAGACUUUAUUUUUUGGAAGGUAACAAAAACUAUUUUGCCUUUACAUAGAGUUCAAAGACAUAUCCCAAUGUUAAGCAAAACCACAACAAGCCAUUAUAUAAAUGGUGACAUCGGUGACCUUGUGAUAGUGGAAAUAUUUUAUACUUAUAUUUACCCUGGCAAAUGGUACUUUUUGUUUAUUGUUGUGUUUUAUGUUUUAUGUCCUAAAAACCUAAAAGUGAUAACUGGACAUUCCCAUACAUAUAAAGUUGUAACACCAUCUGAUCACACAUCAGAUCACCGUUUCUUGGUCCUUUUGGUGCUGCUUGUUAGUUUGGCUUCAGCUGAAGUUUUCUUUGGAGGAGCUGGGGGUGUUACUGGGGGUGGGGAAGGUGGUGGCGUU
This is a messenger RNA of Micropterus dolomieu (smallmouth bass), 1785 nucleotides long. RefSeq names its product NPHS2 stomatin family member, podocin (gene nphs2). The coding region runs from base 44 to 1165 and encodes 373 amino acids. Lineage: Eukaryota; Metazoa; Chordata; Actinopteri; Centrarchiformes; Centrarchidae. Gene Ontology annotation, cellular component: plasma membrane. The record is from RefSeq and is a predicted model, not a curated record. The transcript has 8 exons.